Beta vulgaris subsp. vulgaris (sugar beet) is the source of this 2415-nucleotide messenger RNA. Its product is annotated as G-type lectin S-receptor-like serine/threonine-protein kinase LECRK3. The coding region runs from base 1 to 2415 and encodes 804 amino acids. Gene Ontology annotation, biological process: protein phosphorylation. Gene Ontology annotation, molecular function: ATP binding; protein serine/threonine kinase activity. The transcript has a single exon. NCBI's taxonomy places the organism in Eukaryota, Viridiplantae, Streptophyta, Magnoliopsida, Caryophyllales, Amaranthaceae. The record is from RefSeq and is a predicted model, not a curated record.
AUGGAAUUACUAUUUUCAUAUAUGUUCUGUGUUUGCCUUCUUCAUUCGUUUGCCACAGCUCAAACUAACAAGAACAUCACCUUAGGUUCAUUCCUCCAAGCCGGUGAACCCACUGCAUCACAGGUAUCUCCAUCUAAACACUUUGCUUUUGGGUUCCAGGAGAUUGAACCUGGAAAUUUCCUCCUAGCCAUAUGGUUCGACCAAAUCCCCGAAAAGACCAUAACAUGGUCUGCCAAUAGAGACCAUCCAGCACCAUGUGGAUCAAAAGUAGAACUAACUACUGAUAGAGGCUUGGUACUCACUGACCCAAGUGGGCGCCAUAUAUGGAAAUCUAAGCUGCCAACUGGAAACAGCAUAGGAAGAAUCAGCUAUGCAGCCAUGCUCGACACUGGCAACCUUGUGCUGGUUUCUCAAGCUUCUGCUAUACUCUGGCAAAGCUUUGAUGAGCCAACUGACACUCUUUUGCCCACUCAGAGACUGAGCCUAGGUGGGCAGCUCCUCGCUCGUUAUACAGAGAAAAACUACUCAGGUGGUCGGUUCACAUUCAAGCUACAAGACACUGGAAAUCUUAAUUUAUUCACUACAGAUUAUCCUCUUUUCAAUACUUUGAACAGCAACUACUGGCCUUUUGAGACUAAUGGGUUCGGAUACCAGGUGGUAUUCAACCAGUCUGGCUUGUUGUACCUUAUAGCCACAAAUGGCAGCAUUUUUGCUGAAUUGUUCCCCGGCGAUGAAUCUGAAAACCAAGCUCUGUAUCAGAGGGUGAUACUUGAAUAUGACGGUGUAUUAAGACAUUAUGUCUACCGAAAUCAGUUGUCUAAUUCAACCAGGGGCUGGUCAAUCAAGUCCUUUGUUCCUGAUAACAUCUGUACUGCUGUUGUACAGCAAAUGGGUAGCGGGGUGUGUGGUUACAACAGCUACUGCAAGUCAGGAAAUGAAGGAAAACCACAAUGCAUUUGUCCUCCAGGUUACGCACUUGUAGACUUAGAUGAUGAGAUGAGUGGAUGCUUCCAGAACUUUCUUCCACAGAGCUGUGAAAAAGAAGCAUCACAAAAAAAGAAUCAGUUCGAUUUCAAGAUCCUGAAAGAUGUAGACUGGCCACUGGCAGAUUACGAGCAUUUUCAGAAUGUUACCAUCGAUUGGUGUAGAGAAAUUUGCCUGGUGGAUUGCUUCUGUGCAGUUGCAAUUUUUAAAGGUGGAGAAACUGCGGACUGUUGGAAGAAAAAGCUACCGCUCUCAAAUGGGAAGAGCGCCAGCACUGUCGAAAGAACAGCAUUCAUCAAGGUUAGAACUAGUGGUGGGUUCAACAGUGGAAGGCGGUAUAAGAAAUCUAAAAGGGUGUGGACAUCAUCAUUAGCUACCUCGGGGUCAGCAAACAUUAUUUUUCUUGGUAUUAUUAUCACUGGAUUUUCCUAUAAUUUAUAUCGUAAGAACCCCAAGAUAAGCAGGAGCUACAACGUCCAUUGCUUUAGCUACAAAGAGCUUGAUGAGGCUACAAACAAGUUCAAUAAAAUAUUAGGGCAGGGAGCUUUUGGGGUGGUGUACAAAGGUGUUCUCAGUGACAUAUCAGGCUCUCACACUAUUAUUGCUGUCAAAAAAUUAAACUCCCUAUCACAAGAUGCGGAUAAGGAAUUUAAGAUAGAAAUGAAAUCAAUUGGUCACACGAAUCACAAGAAUCUGGUGAAGCUCCUAGGAUUUUGUGAGGAAGAAGAGCACAGGUUGCUUGUGUACGAGUUUAUGAGCAAUGGAACUCUAUCUGACUUCCUCUACCAGCUUCCUAAGCCAGCCUGGGAGAAGAGGUUGCGAAUUGCUCAGGACAUUGCUCGGGGACUCUCCUAUUUGCAUGAAGACUGCAGCACCCGGAUCAUCCACUGUGAUAUAAAACCACAGAACAUACUUCUGGACGACAAUCAUAAUGCCAGGAUUUCAGACUUUGGAUUGGCAAAGCUUCUGAGGUUGGAUCAGGCCCAUACAAGUGCUGCUCCAAGAGGAACAAGAGGAUAUGUGGCCCCUGAAUGGUUCACAAACAUGCCCAUCACAGAAAAAGUGGAUGUUUAUAGCUUUGGGAUUCUGUUACUAGAGAUUAUUUGCUGCCAGAGGAAUGUGCAAUUUGAAAACAAUGAAGAGGAAGGUGUUUCCCUACUCACUGACUGGGCCUUCGACUGUUAUCAAAUGGGAACAAUUGAGAAACUUGUCAAAGACGAUACAGAUCCUCUCAAUGACGAGCAAAGAUUACUGGGUAUGGUGAAGAUUGCUAUCUGGUGCACUCAAGAUGACCCUAAUCUCAGACCUGCGAUGAGGAGGGUCAUAGAGAUGCUUGAAGGACUCGUUCAAGUUUCUGAACCUCCAUGUCCAGCCUCAUACUCCACUUCAUGGAUGGAGGCUCUUUCAUUGUCCAAACACCUUCAACAUUAG